Molecule: messenger RNA, 2420 nt
Organism: Dimorphilus gyrociliatus
Lineage: Eukaryota; Metazoa; Annelida; Polychaeta; Dinophilidae
Source: the annotation of a GenBank genome assembly
GAAGGUCACGUGACAUCUAUAAUUGUGUUGUUUCUGAGAGCGCCAUUCUAUUGCUUAGCUGCGUCAGGGAACGUACAAGCAAGAAAAGCGUUGAAUUUUUCACAGAAAAUUCUUUAUUAUCGUUAAACGAUUACUCUACCGUGCUAAUUUUAUUGAAUUACGGAAGAAUAUGUCUGCAAUUCGUCAAAAUUUUCACUCUGAUUGUGAGGCUGCCAUCAACAAGCUGAUAAACUAUAAACUACAUAUUUCUUACGUUUAUCAGUCCAUGGUAUAAUAUACUUUAGUUUUUCUUUUUAGUUAUAAUAUUCAAAAUCCUAGUUUUAGUAAAAUAUUAACAAAAAUACAACGACAAAAAUCCGGUAAAGGAAAUGACCUUGAAAACGUGACUUGCUUGACACAGACAACUCCAGGUUAAAAAAAACAGCUGUAAAAUAAACAUCUGAUUACGUAAUAUAUCGUAAUAUUUCAUAAAAACCAAUGAAAAAUAUUCAAGUGCUUUUAAUAUUAAGUAAUUUAUUAUUACUUAUAUACUAAUCACAUAAAUCAAUAAAAACAACUAAGUUGUAAUCAAUUUUUGUUAACUUUCUGCAUUGGAUCCUGUAAAAUACAUUUUAUAUUGACUGAAAUUUAAUGUAUAUUUUGAAAUAGGCUUGGCAUUUUGAUCGUGAUGAUGUCGCCUUACCUGGAUUUCACAAGUUCUUCAAGCACAUGUCAAAUGAGAAACGCAAUACUGCUACAAUGCUGAUGAAAUGUCAAAAUCUGCGUGGUGGAAGGAUCAUUUAUCAAGAUAUUAAGAGUCCAGAAAAGGAAAAAUGGGGAUGCGGUUUGGAAUGUAUGCAAGUAGCUUUGAACUUGGAGAAGAAAGUUAACGAGAAUCUUUUGGAAAUGCAUAAACUAGCUUCUUCCCAUAAGGAUCCUAUUUUAUGCGACAUGCUGGAAGAUGACUAUCUUCGUAAGCAAGUUCACAGCAUCAGACGCUUGGGAAAAUUCACAACCCAACUUAAACGUGUUGGUUCUGGUUUGGGAGAAUUCACUUUUGAUCAUGAAGUUCUCCAAGAUUUUGAACCAGGAGUUGCAAGAAAAGCUAACAAUCAACAGAUUGUAACCAAACUUAACGAAGAUACCCAAAAAUGAAUAUCAUUGAUUAUUCUAAAAUGCAUUUCCCGUUGAUUACUUUAAAAUUGAUUCUAUCAAUAGUAUUUUGCUGAACCUGAAAUCCUGAUCCUCCCAACUGACAAUAAAUAAACUUCAAUUGAAAAUUUAAAUAAUACAAAAAAAAUUACGCAAAGUAUUUUUCUUUUUUCGUUAAGCUAUUAACACAUCUUAAACUUGGAAAGAAAAUGAGGUUAAUAGGAUAUUUAACAUUAUUAUCAUCCGUCUAUUAUCAAGUAGAGGUUAUUAUGGUAGCUUGUAAGAAUGUUCAAAUUACAAUUUGUACUGGGAGUAAAGUUUGAACAAAAGAAUAAAAGAGAUAUCUAGGUUUACAUAUAAAACAAUUAGUAUUUAUUUGAAAUAAGAAGAAAAGCUUAUUGAAAUUUUUUGUAAUAUUUCUUUACGAUAAUUCUAAAGAUUAAUAUAAUCCCACAGACAACUCUAUGUUGAGUCAUUUGUAAUUAUUUCUCUUUUGUUGAAAAUAUUCCGUUCCUGUUGGAAAGAAAAAAACUGAUAUAAAUAUUUUACUUUAUACUUUAAUAGGUUGGGGGAAUUUCCUAUAAACUUCUUAUAGUGCAAAGAGACUAUUUUUUGAAAAGUCAUAGCUAUUAUGGAAAAUGCUCUCUGGUGCAAACAAGACCUAUUUUGAAGAUAAGUGCAGCAAUGAUUCACUUUAAUAAGUAUAGCCGUUUACAAAAAUUUUGUUCAUGUCCUAAAAAAUACAACCUCGAUCUAAUGACUAACAAAACUGAAACUGAGAGGAGAAGAUUUCAAUAUAUUAUAUGGACUAAACGCUGCAAAAAAACGAUAUUUAAUAUGAAGAGAUUAAUCCUAACGUUUAGUGGAAUAAAACGUUUAAAUUAUUUAACAAAUAAGGAAAUAUCCAAUAGAACUGAAGAUAGAAAGAGAAAGUUCUUUUUUAUUACAUAUAUAGUUGCUAUGUUAGUAGUCAUCAUCAUCAUCUUAGAUAACUAUUACCAAGACAAUAGAGAAGGUCAAUAGAAAAACAUUUACAUCACAACUAAAGUCGAAAGUCUCUACUAAGCUUUUUGAUAAAUCAAACGAAAACAAAGUAGAAGUAUUGUUUCACUUCUCUAAAUAGGUGUAAGGUUAACCACGAAAAUAGAUUUAAGAACAUAUGCGUUUUUUCAUUAAAUACAAUAUGGUAUUUCUAUUAAGUUAACGUUGGAUACUUGAUCGAUUUCUAGUAAAUAUUCUUUAUGCCAUUCAAGAAAAAUAUCUACACUUCUACAUAUAAAUGUCUAUAU